GAGAUUAUACCCCCGCCAGAAACAGACCAGCACAUUUUGGUUGUGGGGUUUGAAAGGAACAAAAGUGGCCUGGAAGUGGAAACGCGAGAGGCACAAGUGAAUUGUUAUUUUACGACAAUCCAGAUCCCAGAUCCUUGGCAUACGGCUUGAUCCACCUUGCUUGAUCAGGGGGAUUUCGAACAUCAUCUAGAAGCAUGUGAAGCCUUCUGGGAAUUUCCCGUUAUUUCCUCUGUCCAAAAUUGACAUUGUGUCCUAAGCGGCAUCUCACCCAAGCUACGACAGCUGCCACAUCAGCUGAGUCCCAAAGGCCACUAUGGUUAUCCCGAGCAGCUUCUUCGCCGAGGCUCUACCAGCCUCCCCCAAGAACCAUCUGCUAAACAGAUGGAAACGCGAUUCCGCGGAGACCGCAGAGGGUGUGAUGACCAAGAUCAAGACUGGAUUUCACGCUGUGGAAAAAGAGGUCGAGAAAGAUGUUGGGAUUGUGGCCGAAAAGACUCACAUGAAACCAUGGAUGGUCUUCGGUAUCUUGGCCUUAGUUGUGCUAGCUAUUCUGGGCUUGGUGGGCUGGUGUGCGUGGAGGUUCUGCCGAAAGAAACGCCCCAAGAAGGAAGACAAGGAUGCUGGCAAAGAGGAUGAUGAAAAUGCUCUGGUCGAGAAUGAAGAAGUCAAGGAAGAGGAGACGGAUGAGAAGAAAGAGGAGCUCAACAAGGGUCGGAUCAAAUACAAAUUGGAGUACGAUUUCACAACUCAGGAGCUAAAAAUCACGGUCCUCGAAUGCGCCGAUCUCCCACCCACAGAUUGGUCCACGGGCCUGACGGAUCCAUUCGUCAAAGUCUAUUUGCUUCCAGACAAGAAACCCAAAUAUGAAACCAAAGUCCAUCGGAAGAACCUCAACCCCAAGUUCGAUCAAACGUUCAUCUUCAAGAAUAUUCCCUAUGUGGAAACUUUUGACAAGACCUUGGUCUUUGCUGUGUACGAUUACGACCGGUUCUCCUCAUCAGAUCAACAGAGUGAGCUCCAACUGCCUUUGAACUCCGUGGAUCUGGCAGCUCCUAUCGAAGAGUGGAAAGAUUUGGCUCCCGUGGAUGAUGGUAGCAACCAAUAUUUGGGAGAUCUCUGUCUUUCCCUUCGUUAUGUACCAUCGUCUGGAAAGCUAACAGUUGCCAUUCUGGAAGCUCGCAAGCUCAAAAAGAUGGAUAUCACUGGUGCUUCUGAUCCCUAUGUCAAGAUCAAGCUUUUCGACAACAAGGGAAAGCGAAUCGGCAAGAAGAAGAAAACUACCGUCAAAUCCUGCAAUCUCAAUCCGUAUUGGAACGAGUCAUUUGUUUUCGUUAUCGACGAGAUGGACAUGAAGCGAGUGUAUCUAGAUAUCACGGUGUGUGAUUACGAUUUGAUUGGCGGUGGAGACCCAAUUGGAAAGAUCAAGUUGGGAUGGAACCAACAGAAGUUGUACAAAGCCGGCUUCAAGCACUUCAAAGAGGUCCUGGAGAACCCACGUCGGCCCAUCAUCAAGUGGCAUGUACUUCAGGAUCCGGAGCCGGAGGAAGAUGACGACAAGGACAAGAAGAAGGACAAAGACAAGAAGGACGGCAAGGACAAAAAGGACAAGAAGGACGACAAGAAGGACGACAAGAAGGAAGAUAAGAAGGACAAAAAGGAGGAAAAGAAGAAGUAAACACUUUCACGCAUUUGAAGAAGGACGAAUCUUCCCGCGUCCUCCCUUCCCGGACAUGUAACGUACAAUUGGCCUUCGAUUUGGCCUCAUCAUCCAGUCAACCACCAAAGUGGCCUCCUCUGAUCCUCGUGCUUCGCGAGAACUGAUUCGUUUGAUUUGAUCUCGCUUUUGGCCCUUCUUCGUCACCAGUGAAGAUGCAGGAGCGAGUCUCUUUCUCUUUGUUUCUCUCUUUGUUGCCCAUCCUUCUUCUCUCCCAUUCAGCUUUCUACGAUAUCUAGAUUCGCCGUUCUUUUACCGUUAGUUUUGUUAUACGGAGUUCAAAUUUGACCUGAAUUCAAAAGGGAACUUUUGGGGAGCUUUAUCGAAAGGGUGCGAUUCCUGUCCAUGAUUGACGAAUGCUGAACCUUUAAAGAAAAAUCAUUCAGAAAUCCACCACUACGACGUCCCCAAACGAUGACAUCACUUACCCGUUAUUCCUACUACUAUGUGUAUGCGCUUUGUUGGAUGUGAGACUCCAAAACCGAUGCUGUCGUUGCUCAAUCACGUUAAAACUUGGAAUGACCUUUAGCUCCGUUGGUGAAAAAGAUUAGUUGGGGGAUUUGAAUGGUUCUCUCCUUCCUCCUUUGAUUUCAUCCUCCCUUCUCCCCAUGAAAAAGAAAGCCAUGUGUGAUAACAAGAAUACCUAUUGGAACGCUAAAUGAUUAACUAACUCUAUUUGCUACGACCACGAAAGCAGAAAACCCCUAUUUCGAAUUACUAUCAUUAUCAUCAACAUUACCAUCGCUAAUAUGAGCCCCCC
Messenger RNA from Tigriopus californicus, 2474 nucleotides. Its product is annotated as synaptotagmin 1-like. The transcript is spliced from 12 exons. NCBI's taxonomy places the organism in Eukaryota, Metazoa, Arthropoda, Copepoda, Harpacticoida, Harpacticidae. The record is from RefSeq and is a predicted model, not a curated record. Gene Ontology annotation, biological process: regulation of dopamine secretion; calcium ion-regulated exocytosis of neurotransmitter; cellular response to calcium ion. Bases 314 to 1675 code for a protein of 453 amino acids. Gene Ontology annotation, cellular component: axon; dense core granule; synaptic vesicle membrane. Gene Ontology annotation, molecular function: clathrin binding; phosphatidylserine binding; syntaxin binding.